GUUUUCAAUUUGAAAUUCUCAACUGCUCCAGACUCACUUGACCACGGCCAAGGCCAAUCCACCUGGCAGCCAAACCUCGUUCCUCCCAGUCCCCACUCUCUUCCCACACACACGCGCGGAAGAAUGCAUACGGCUGAUUGCGGCAAUGCUUCCACACGAGCACGACCAUCUUAAUUCACAACGAUCAAAUUAAAGCUUUUUUAUUCUCCAAUUUUCCAUCAACUAAUUUGACGACAAUCUGUUACGAAUCCGUUGAUCCAGUAAUAGUUACUGUAAUUUGUUCGAAUGAUGGUGAAGAAACGAGUGCCCGAUUGGCUCAACAGCUCCAUCUGGUCCAAUCCUCAGCCGCCUCCAUCACCGCCUUCAAAGGAACCCGUGAAGUGGCCUGCAUCCCCAAUUGUUGAGCCGCCGCCUCCACCACCGGAGCCUGUGAGAGCUUCUUCUGGUCACGCUACUGGUGCUGCGAAAGGGGGAAUUAGGGAUCCGUUGAGCAGUAAUUAUGCUAGUAAUAGUAGUACGUGUCACAGUGAUGAGGAUAAUAGGAGCUCUUCUGCCAAUUCCACGGUUUCUGCUGGUGGUCUGCGAUCCGCGCAUCCUGCUGCUGAAGAAAUCUCUAGGCAUGUUCAGCUUUUACAAGAGCUCUCGAGGAAGGUUAUAAAUAUGGGAGAAUUGAGGAGGCUAGCAUCAGAAGGCAUCCCUGGUGCAGCUGGUAUUCGCGCAACUGUGUGGAAGCUAUUAUUGGGGUAUCUGCCACCCGAUCGCUCACUUUGGCCUUCAGAUUUGGCCAAGAAGAGGUCUCAAUAUAAGCAUUUAAAAGAGGAGUUAUUGAUGAAUCCUUCAGAGAUUACGAGGAGGCUGGAAAAGUCAGGAAUUGAGAACAAUGAUCUAGAUGGCAUACCAGGCUUCCUCACAAGAUCAGAGGUAACUCAUGGAGAGCAUCCCUUAAGUCUUGGGAAGAAUAGUAUAUGGAAUCAAUUCUUUCAGGACAGUGAGAUCAUGCAACAGAUUGACCGGGAUGUCAAGCGGACUCAUCCAGACAUGAACUUUUUCUCUGGGGACUCAACUUUUGCUAUAUCUAACCAAGAGGCUUUGAGGAACAUAUUGAUUGUAUUUGCAAAACUGAAUCCUGGAAUAAAAUAUGUGCAAGGGAUGAAUGAAAUCUUAGCGCCGCUAUUCUAUGUGUUCAAAAAUGAUCCCGAGGAGGAAAAUUCCGCUUCUGCUGAAGCAGACACUUUCUUCUGUUUUGUGGAGUUAUUAAGUGGAUUUCGGGAUAAUUUUGUUCAACAACUUGAUAACAGUGUUGUGGGAAUCCGUUCGACCCUUACAAGAUUAUCACAGCUUCUAAAGGAGCAUGAUGAAGAACUCUGGCGUCAUCUUGAGAUGUCAACAAAAGUCAAUCCCCAGUUUUAUGCAUUCAGGUGGAUUACACUCCUUUUGACCCAAGAAUUCAAUUUUACAGACAUUCUCCUAAUCUGGGACACACUUCUGAGUGACCCUGAUGGUCCUCAAGAAACACUGCUCCGAAUUUGUUGUGCAAUGCUGAUUAUUGUCCGGAAGCGUUUACUUGCUGGUGACUUCACUUCUAAUCUUAAGUUACUCCAACACUAUCCAUCUACCAACAUCAGCCAUCUCCUCUACGUUGCCAACAAGUUGCGUAUUCCCUCGGCAGGCUGAACAAGUUGCACGUUCACUUGGGAGGCGGAACCUUUCCAAUGAUAUAAGUUUGUUCAUUCCAUUUUUUGUACUUCUAUUGUCCGAUAUUUUCUUUCUUGUAAAAUUGCAGAUGUAAAUGUAAUUUGAUAGCAUUUGAUGGAAGUAUUCUUUGUUGUUUGGUCAAUACUUUCUUCCUUUGUCUAGUGUCACCAACAAAGAAGGCUAGAAAAUGUCAGGUUUUGGUUGCUUGAUUAAGAGUUGUGUUUGUGUGAUAUACUAGUUUGUGUUUAUGCAGAUUGCUGACACUUUCUGUUGUA
Sesamum indicum (sesame) is the source of this 1970-nucleotide messenger RNA. RefSeq lists its product as uncharacterized. Gene Ontology annotation, biological process: intracellular protein transport; activation of GTPase activity. Gene Ontology annotation, molecular function: GTPase activator activity. Lineage: Eukaryota; Viridiplantae; Streptophyta; Magnoliopsida; Lamiales; Pedaliaceae. The record is from RefSeq and is a predicted model, not a curated record.